AUGGAGUCAAAGAACAUUGAUAUCCUCGCUGCCGGCAAUAUGCACGAACUUUUUCGUCGUGGAUUGCCCAAUGACCGCAAUAUGUUGUCAGCAAGUGCAUUGGUAUCACCAGCACAUUAUCAAAUGGUUAUAAAAGCUCAUGAAGAUUUUCUUAAAGCUGGUGCGACAAUGAUCGUGACUAAUAACUAUUACGUGACACCUGGGGUGGGGUUUAAUCCUGAUGAAAUUCGUGAAUACUCGCAGACGGCAGGUCAAUUGGCAGCUGAUGCUCGAGGAAGAUCGAACCGAAAGGAAGAUAUUAAGAUUUUUGGAUCGUUGCCGCCACUCAUGCACAGUCUUCGAUCGGACCGUACAAUUGAACGUCAAAAAGGAUUGGACACGUACUUGUUGAUUGGAGAGGCUUUGCUACCAUCAGUUGAUGUGUUUCUUGCCGAGACAAUGUCGUCGCUUGCUGAAGCCAAGAUGGCGUUUGAAGGUGUCCAGCCGCUGCAGAAGCCCGUGAUGGUGUCUUAUGCGCUAAAUAGUACGGGUCAAUUGCGCAGCGGUGAAGAAGUACUUGACAGUGUGCGGAGUCUAAUUGAGUUCUGUACGACUCGUAUUGAGCUACUGCCAGGUGAACCUGAAGGAAAGAACAACCUUUUGUGCGGCAUCUUGUUCAACUGCUCACAACCAGAAGAUAUUGCUAAGGCGAUCAAGCAGCUAAAGGAGGAUGAAGAUGUAACGAACUUGCUGAAGAAGCACGAAAUUCGCAUUGGUGGCUACGGUGACCACAUCUCGCCAAUGUCCAAGGCUGGUGUCAUGGAAGAGUCACUUGUGUCGGGUGCGUUGCAAUCUGUCAUGGAUAUGGAAGUCUACAGCAAGUUUGCGAUGCGCUGGAUUGAAGAUGGCGCUAGUAUUGUCGGUGGCUGCUGCAAUAUAGCACCCGAAUACAUUCAGCAUAUUGCAGAGGACAUUUCAAAGUAA
Messenger RNA from Peronospora farinosa, 963 nucleotides. NCBI's taxonomy places the organism in Eukaryota, Oomycota, Peronosporomycetes, Peronosporales, Peronosporaceae. The record is from the annotation of a GenBank genome assembly.